Molecule: messenger RNA, 957 nt
Organism: Torulaspora globosa
Lineage: Eukaryota; Fungi; Ascomycota; Saccharomycetes; Saccharomycetales; Saccharomycetaceae
Gene: ENV9
Product: Env9p
Exons: 1
Coding region: 1-957 (318 amino acids)
Source: RefSeq, a predicted model, not a curated record
AUGUUUGACCCUGACACCUUGCCAUAUUAUAACCCUGCUGUGGAAAGGAAAGUAGCGUUGAUAACGGGUGGGAACAGCGGCAUUGGGUGGUAUACGGUUCUACAUCUGUAUCUACAUGGCUUUUGCGUUUAUGUUUGCGGGAGGAACUCCGCUAGGGUGAACAAAGCAAUGAAAGGCAUCAUUGCAGAGGCUAAGAGAAGAGCGGAAAAUGAUCCCAAGGUGUACAUGGGCUCACUGCAUUACUUGCAUAUUGAUCUUGCAGAUUUGCGUAGCGUGGAGAGGGCAGCCCAAACCGUACAAAGGCGGGAAGUGAAGUUGGAUGUGUUGAUCAACAAUGCCGCAGUCAUGGCUACGCCCUACCAGGUGACAAAGGAUGGGUUUGAAGUUCAACUGCAAGCAAAUUACGUGGCACAUUUCUUGCUGUCGAUGCGACUGCUCCCUCUGCUGCAGGCGUGCCACGGGAGACUGAUAAUGCUGUCGUCGGUAGGGCAUAACUUGGAGUUCAUCUACUGGGCGCUCAGUCAGGACUGGAAUUACCGACCCAAUUGUAUCUUCACGUGGCUCCGCUACGCAAUGGCGAAAACCGCUUCCAUUCAGUUUGUCAAGAUGAUGGCCAUCAAAUACCCAGACCUCUUGUGUCUGUCCGUUCACCCAGGUCUUGUAAUGAACACCAACCUGUUCAGUUACUGGACUCGGCUGCCGAUUGUCGGCAUAUUUUUCUGGAUGCUAUUCCAGAUCGUCGGCUUCUUCUUCGGGGUCUCCAGUGAAGAAGGCUGUCUUGCUACUUUGAAGUGUGCUUUAUCUCCAGAACUUUCAAGAGAAGAGGAUAAUGGCAAGUAUUUUGUUACUGGAGGCCGCGAAGCCAAACCAAGCUACAUCGCCAACAACCUUGAUGACGCCGCUUCCACAUGGAUAUGGACGGUCCACCAGCUCAGGGAUCGUGGCUACAACGUCUGA